Molecule: messenger RNA, 1236 nt
Organism: Melanotaenia boesemani (Boeseman's rainbowfish)
Lineage: Eukaryota; Metazoa; Chordata; Actinopteri; Atheriniformes; Melanotaeniidae
Product: endonuclease domain-containing 1 protein-like
Exons: 2
Coding region: 45-932 (295 amino acids)
Molecular function (GO): nucleic acid binding; hydrolase activity; metal ion binding
Source: RefSeq, a predicted model, not a curated record
CAAAGAGAUUAAAUGCACAGUGCAGACAUACUGGAGGUUUCACCAUGUCUGUCUGCAAAACGGAUCAAAUGCUUGUGUUUCUUCUCGUUGUGAUGGCAGGAGCAGAGGUGCAGGAAAACAUUUCACCGGAGUGUAAGCAGUUCCUGUACAUGGGGACGCUGCCACGGGGGCUUGAGGAGCAUCCACUUAAGAAGAUCUGUCAGUUCUAUGCAGGCAAGCCACGAUUUGUUACCCUGUACGACGCCUUCAACCACAUCCCUGUUUAUUCCGCAUACACCUUCAAACGCUCCGAUGGCUCCAAGAAGGUUGAUGUGCCUUGGAUGUAUGAGCCGCAGCUCCACAUGGUGUCUGGCUCCAGAGAAAUGCAGCAGUUUCCUUCAAAAGAUUUACAUAAGGGUUUUGAGGAUUCUCAGGCUGUGCUUGACGACUACUCCGACUCUGUGAUAUUUGAACGUGGUCAGCUGAAUCCCGACGAGCACCAGGCCCACCCAGACGAUAAAGCAGCCACAUACACGCUGACCAAUGUAGUCCCUCAAGUGCGAGAGUUCAACAUCGGUCCUUGGAAAGACCAUGAGCACACCAUACGGAAGAGGCUCAACAACUACUGCCGUGGCACAGCCUACGUGGUCACUGGGGUCACUACAUCAGGGCACACAAUCCGUCGCCAUAACAUCAACCGCCUCAGAGUCCCUAUCUACCUCUGGUCGGCCUACUGCUGCAUCGACUUUGACCACAAUGCCCCAUACUCUGAGCGCUCAAAGUUCCCUGCGUUUGCAGCUCAUGGGCUCAAUGACAGGGAGAAUAAUAGGGUGCAAGAGAUGACAGUGCAGCAGCUGGAGAACUUCCUGAAAAGGGUAACUUAUGUUGGCAGCCACUUCCAGAUAUUCUAUGAUAACUGCGUACCUCCUAACAGUGCCGUGCCAAUGCCUUGAAAACAGAAAAAGAAAUUAGGCUUUGCAAGUUACGGUAUCAGUGACCAUUAGGUAAAAUAUUCCCAUUUAAUUUAAUAUUGAUGUUAAAAAAGUCUUUAUGGGGCUGUAAAUGUCAUUUUUUUUUCUCUCCAUUAUCACCUUGAGUAUUUUUUCAUUUAACUAUGCUUUAUUGUAGUGUACUCUGUAAUCGCAGUUAGAAAAAAAAAAAAAAAAACCUAAGUUCAGAACCCCAAAAGCCCAUUUUAACCCUGAAAACACAUUUGUAUUUGUCAAACAUUAAAAAAAGUCCUACAUAUACUCUAGU